Perognathus longimembris pacificus (Pacific pocket mouse) is the source of this 1303-nucleotide messenger RNA. RefSeq names its product short stature homeobox 2 (gene Shox2). The transcript is spliced from 5 exons. Gene Ontology annotation, cellular component: nucleus. Gene Ontology annotation, molecular function: DNA-binding transcription factor activity, RNA polymerase II-specific; sequence-specific double-stranded DNA binding. Gene Ontology annotation, biological process: regulation of transcription by RNA polymerase II. NCBI's taxonomy places the organism in Eukaryota, Metazoa, Chordata, Mammalia, Rodentia, Heteromyidae. The record is from RefSeq and is a predicted model, not a curated record. The coding region runs from base 123 to 1214 and encodes 363 amino acids.
CCUCCUCCGACUUCUUUUCCUCCUUCGACUUCUCUCUUCCCCCCCCCCACCCCGUCCUUUCUUCUUUCUCCUCUUCCCCUCCCUCCUCCCCCUCCCCUCCUCCCCCCACCCCUGCCCCAUUGAUGUGCUGUUAUUGGGGGGGCUGGAGCAGUAAAAAAAGAAGGAGGAAAAAAGGAGCAGCGGGGCUCAGCAGGGAGAGGUCGGGCGCGGGCCGGCGGGCGGCGAUGGAAGAACUCACGGCGUUCGUCUCCAAGUCCUUCGACCAGAAAGUGAAGGAGAAGAAGGAGGCCAUCACCUACCGGGAGGUGCUGGAGAGCGGGCCGCUGCGCGGGGCCCGGGAGCCGGGCGGCUGCGCCGAGCCGGGCCGCGACGACCGCAGCAGCCCCGCGCUCCGGGCGCCCGGCGGCGGCGUUGGCGGCGUUGGCGGCGUUGGCGGCGGCGGAGGCGGAGGCGGCGCGGGCGGAGGCGGCGGCGGCGGCGGCGGAGGGCGCUCGCCCGUCCGGGACCUGGACAUGGGCGCCGCCGAGCGAAGCCGGGAGCCGGGCAGCCCGCGGCUGACCGAGGUGUCCCCCGAUCUGAAGGAUCGCAAAGACGAUGCGAAAGGGAUGGAGGACGAAGGCCAGACCAAAAUCAAGCAGAGGAGAAGUCGGACCAAUUUCACCCUGGAACAACUCAACGAGCUGGAGAGGCUUUUCGAUGAGACCCACUACCCGGACGCCUUCAUGCGCGAGGAGCUGAGCCAGCGGCUGGGGCUGUCCGAGGCUCGCGUGCAGGUUUGGUUCCAAAACCGAAGAGCUAAAUGUAGAAAACAAGAAAAUCAACUCCAUAAAGGUGUUCUGAUAGGGGCCGCCAGCCAGUUUGAAGCCUGUAGAGUCGCACCCUAUGUCAACGUAGGUGCCUUAAGGAUGCCCUUUCAGCAGGAUAGUCAUUGCAACGUGACGCCCUUGUCCUUUCAGGUUCAGGCACAGCUGCAGCUGGACAGCGCUGUGGCGCACGCGCACCACCACCUGCACCCGCACCUGGCCGCGCACGCGCCCUACAUGAUGUUCCCAGCGCCGCCCUUCGGACUGCCGCUGGCCACGCUGGCCGCCGACUCGGCGUCCGCCGCCUCGGUGGUGGCCGCCGCCGCCGCCGCCAAGACCACCAGCAAGAACUCCAGCAUCGCCGAUCUCAGACUGAAAGCCAAAAAGCACGCGGCCGCCCUGGGGCUGUGACGCCGCGGGGCGCGCCCCGGAGCCGGAGCCCGAGCCGGAGCCGGCCCGCACGCACGCCCACCGCGCCCGCCCCGCCGCCGCCGCUGCUG